UAGGUAUAUAAAAAGCGCACAGUCGCAACAUAGAACGAGUUACCGUGAACAAUUCCUUAGUUCGAAACUCCCGACACGUCCAGUCAUCAGCCGACCGUCGCGUUGCUCGGUCGCGUAUGGCUGUGCAGACAUAAUACUCUGUGAGGGAAUUGUUUAUUUACGUCGACGGUAUUAGAACCGUGACUCACGCGUACACCGAACCUCACGUCUGCAUCGCGCGUGCCUUAACAUUAUCAAACAUUAAUUUACGAUAUGAAUUUGUGGUGAAUUAAAAAAAAAUCAUUUGAGAUGGGAAAGAUCUUUCUUCCACAUGUAUCACCGGAAACGCCGAAUCCGUCUACAUCAAACCUUCAAAACACGACCGAGAUAGAAAAGGACAGCAUGAGACAAAAUUAUGACGAAGCUACAACAAAUGAUAAUGACAACGACAAGGAUGGUUCCAUAUCUGACUGGGUUUCGGGGGGUCCGUUCGGCUCGAAAGGAGCGGUACUGGUCUUCCGAUCAUGUGUCCUAGCCUCCAGAACUCCUUCAAUGGAGUCUACCACGAAAACCGUUGGUAACAACACUGGAACGUCUAUCUUAUUGAAUAAGGCCAAGAAUAUGGCGAGGAGACUGGUCGCAGAGCCCCAUUCGUUUAGCGUUAGACCUAAGAAUGUAAUGCACGAUGUUAUGGAGACUUUUGGGAAUAGCAAUAAAUACACAGGACAAGCAAUAGUAGUGAGACACGUUAGUGAAGCGGAAUUACCUAAGACUGAGUCGGUGGCGGAGCAAGGACACGAACCGGCCGAACACAAACGGGACAUCCAGGACGUUUUAAACGAUUUAAGCAAGAUCACUCUGAAGAAACAUCUGAAUAUCGAGAACACGACAGCACAGAUAAAGCCACCUGAAGACCCUCCACCGAAAGAUGAUGAUGAUAAGAAGUCGAAAAAGAUCAGAGCGAAAAGCAAACGCAAGACUCAGAUACAGCGCUCCGUGUCGCCGGUGCUGGAGAGUGAGGACUCCGAACAUUUGCUAGUCAAAGACGUCGACAGUAUCAAGGUAUUAGAAAGCACCCACAUGCCGGCCCGUCUCCUCAAGAUAACCUACAAGCUGGUCAACACGGAGACCAAACUCCUGCAGAGGCUACUACAGGCCCACGGACUGCAGGAGACGACUAUAGACUCCAAAGACUUCAAUCUAUUGUGGUCGGGCUUGCAUCCCAAACCUGACGUGCUACGGUCUUUGUCGCCAUACCAAAGGGUGAACCAUUUUCCUAGGUCGUACGAGUUGACCCGCAAAGACAAGCUGUUCAAGAACAUCGAGAAGAUGCAGUACUUCCGCGGCCUGAAGCACUUCGACUUCAUACCGACCACGUUCCUUAUGCCGGCGGAGUACAAGGAGCUUUGCACCACGCACUACAGGACCAAGGGACCCUGGAUCGUGAAGCCGGCUGCCUCCAGCCGAGGUCGCGGCAUUUACAUCGUCAACACGCCAGAACAGAUACCGAAGGGGGAAAACGUGGUGGUAGCGAAGUACAUAGACAAGCCCCUCCUCAUAGGGGGCCACAAGUGCGACCUCCGCCUGUACGUGUGCGUGACCUCGAUGGACCCCCUACUCAUUUACUUGUACGAGGAGGGCCUGGUCAGGUUCGCCGCCGUCAAGUACGACCACACCAACAAGAACCUGUGGAACCCGUGCAUGCAUCUCUGCAACUACAGCAUCAAUAAGUACCACACGGACUACAUUAAAUGCGACGACCCGAACGCUGGCAACAUCGGUCACAAGUGGACGCUGUCGGCGCUGCUCCGGCACCUGAGGAAGCAGGGCCGGAACACCACGGCGCUGAUGGCCGCCAUCGAGGACCUGGUCGUCAAGUCCAUACUGUCCUCGGCGCAGACCAUCACCGCGGCCGCCAGGGUCUUCGUUCCCAAUCACUUUAACUGCUUCGAACUCUUCGGCUACGACAUCCUCAUAGACGACGUGCUCAAGCCCUGGCUGCUGGAGAUCAAUCUGUCGCCCAGCCUGGCGUGCGAGAGUCCGCUGGACGCGCGCGUGAAGUCAGCGCUGCUGGCGGACACGCUGACGCUGGUGGGGCUGCCCGCCGUGCCCGCGCCCGCCGACCGCAGCACCUCGCUCAAGAUGAGGAUCGGCGCCUGUCGGCGCGUGCACUCGGCAGAGAACGUUUGCAACGGCAAGGGGACCGCCCCCGCCCCCGCCCCCACCCCCGCCGCCGCGGGCGCGCUCAGCGGGGAGGAGGCCCGGCUCGUCAGGGCCGUGAAGGCGCAGUACCAGCGCCGCGGCGGCUUCGUCAGGAUCUUCCCGAGCCUCAACUCUUGGCAGAAGUAUUCUCAGUACUUGGAUCCUGUGUCCGGUGUGCCGGUGUGCUCCACGUCCCUCCGGGGCGGCGGCGGGUACCCUGUGGUGUCCCACAAUUACAACCUGGUGCUGCACGCGCACGCACUGCCACGCACCGCGCCCGCCGCCUGCCUCACGCACACGCCUGCACGGUUAAAGCGUUACGAAGCGGUGAGCGUGACGUCCACGGCGCCGGCCAUCAGGCUGUGCGAGCCGGCGCCGCCCCCGCAGCACGACGCGCGCCGCGCCAAGGAGCUGGUGCGGGAGCAGCUCGGCGCCGGGAUGACGCUCACUACGGGUGAGAGCCGUCGCUUGUUCGGCCUGUACUUGUCGCUGGUGCUCAAGAGGAUCACGAGUGCUCACAGUUCUGCCGCGCGACACGCCGCACUCGUCCUGCGCUUCCUACGGCGAGCCUCGGCCGCGCUCCGGCUACCCUACCACGUACAGGGCCCGCCCGCCAAGAUGUGCGACAAGGACCGCUGCGCCGUGAUCGCCAAGCAGCUGAACGACUUCCUGUACAUGUACCACCGGGAGACCGACCUCUGCACCGACGCAGAGGACCGCGCCGGCCGCGUCUCCAACAUACACUUCGCGCAGUUCCUGUCCUCCGCCAGCGAAGCCGACCUCGAGGAGAUCCUGCUGCUGGUGCUGAAGACUGACAAGUACACGAUCAAGUUCCUGGGCGAGUCCCGGUGCCAGCUGUGCGUGGACAUGCCGCCCGACAGGCUGGAGGGCGACGCGUGCCGCCCGCAGAGGCACGCGCUGCUGCGGCACCUCGCCGCGCUCGUGCCGGCCAGCAGCCGCCGCUACAGACCAUCAAUUGACUCCCAAAGCCGUUCAGAACCGGAGGAUCGAGAGCACUCCCCGACCCCCCUCCCGAGCUCCGACAUCGUCCUAAAAGAGUCACUCAAAGAAGAAAAACCUUUCACGCAAGCUCUCAAAUACGCGAGGUCAUAACAUACAAUGAUAAAUAUAAAAUUAGCCGCGUUUUCAAAAUAUGGGUCUGCAGGCAACACUGAAAAUAUUUUUUUAUUAUACUGGCAAUAUAUGUGUUCAGAAAAUUGCAAUAAACCAGUAAUUUAAAUUUAAUUUCUAGGUUCAAACAUGGGUCUCUUAAAAUCGAAGCGGGGAUGUAACUGAAAGUUACGUUGACCCAAAAUUUUAGCGCCUCUCAAUUGUGUAACAACGUAGCUGGAAGGAAUCUCAAAUUGAUAUCAGUUUAGAAAAUAGUGUGUGUGUGUUGUGUUUGAUAAAAAUUUAUUAAUGCGCAUUCGUGCCGCGAGAGGGCGGACGGGUAGGUAAUUAUCAAACUACCCUGAACUCUAGUCCCAAUUAAUUAACACAGUGGUCAGUGUUGUAAAUAUGAAGUUUGUAUAAAAACCAAAGGUAGAAAUACGCCUAACAGCUGUCGUUGCUUGUCUCUAUCUAAAAAACUAUUAGGAUUUGUAGACUAAUCUAAAACAUUUUCAUAUUAAUUUGUACUAACGAAUAAAGGGGGUAAAGUCGAUUAUUCACAAAGGCGAGACUUGCCUCCUGCGGACAACAUGCGAGAUUCUUCUAAUAUUUAAACACAAUUCAUGUACUUACAUAGAUGGAUUAUCUUUGAAAUAUCAAUAAUAUUUAUAUUAAAUUUUAAGCGCGGCUUCAUUCGCGUUAAUAUACAAAGAAAAACCGCUUGAAUAGUAUAAUUUUUUGUGAAUGUGCAGUGGCUUUUUCUGACAAUGUGCGCGCGUAACUAGGACCGUUCGUGCAGUUGAGGCGUGUAUGCGUGACAAACUCACUUUCGCAUUUAUAGUAUUAGUAUGGAUGUAGAGUAUAUGAGGUUACUUAGUCAAGUUAUAGUUACCACGGAGUAGGUGCUGCGAUCAGUGACGUCACUUGUAGUCACUUAGGGGCAUCGGGACGGAUGUUACAAGUCGGCGGUACUUACGUCAGAAAUAAUACAAGUAAUUGUGAUUCUAAAUCUUAAUGAUGAGUAUUAAUUGUUUAGAGUAUUUAUUCAUUAGCUUUCGUAUAUUUGAUGCUGACUUAAAUUUCAACAUUUUGCCUGAAAACUAUUUUUGUAAACACUUGUAAUGCGUAAAGUAUAUUACAUAGACAAGUAUAUUCGUGUAGAUUCAUGGAAAAUUGUAUUUAUUUUUAUCGAAAAGUAUAAAUUAGAAGAGUAUUUAUUUAUAUUACUACAUGCCUUAAACGCUAGCUUUACAUGCAACGAAAUUACAAUUUUUUGAUAUAAAAUAGAUAUUUGUAGCGAGUUUGAACAUAUUAUUCGUGUUCCUCACUAAGUAUAUUGUGGCAUUUGUAGUCUCCUAAAUUAUCUAUAAAAAUGUUUUUGUGUUUUAUUAUAUUUUCCUACAUUUGUUUGAAAAAUUA
Messenger RNA from Bombyx mandarina (wild silkworm), 4710 nucleotides. RefSeq names its product Tubulin tyrosine ligase-like 5 (gene TTLL5). Gene Ontology annotation, cellular component: ciliary basal body. Gene Ontology annotation, biological process: protein polyglutamylation; microtubule cytoskeleton organization. Gene Ontology annotation, molecular function: tubulin-glutamic acid ligase activity; tubulin binding. The record is from RefSeq and is a predicted model, not a curated record. Lineage: Eukaryota; Metazoa; Arthropoda; Insecta; Lepidoptera; Bombycidae.